Centrocercus urophasianus (Greater sage-grouse) is the source of this 3881-nucleotide messenger RNA. It is a transcript of the gene TTLL10, whose product is annotated as tubulin tyrosine ligase like 10. Gene Ontology annotation, biological process: protein modification process. NCBI's taxonomy places the organism in Eukaryota, Metazoa, Chordata, Aves, Galliformes, Phasianidae. The record is from RefSeq and is a predicted model, not a curated record.
ACUAGACAGUGCUGGAUUUCUUGGAUCUAUUCUAACACUGUCUGGUAACGAUGUUUAAAGGGUGAACCAAACAACACCAUGCAUCAGGAGGAGUUCUCAAAGAAAGACACUGUGCCACAAUUUAGGUCGAAUUGGAACAUUUGGCCAAGAGGGUAAGGAUGUUGGCUAUCGUAUUAGUGAGUAUUUUUAGACUUCUGAAAUGGUUAUGAUCAUAAAUACUUAUGACAAAGAAGCUGCUGCAAACCACCCUGCUGGGUGCUCCUACUGCAGUAAAGGAGGUGAGAAGCACGCCAGCUCUAGCAUCCAAAUGCACACCUCCUCAGAGGCACAGCACUGCACAAUCCCUCCAAACAGUGGGGUUAGGGCUAUAGGGUAUUUGCAUGGCCCAGCUCUUGUCCAGGGGACUGACAGAUUUGCUAGCAGCCAGCCGUGCUUGGCUGUGAGAGGUGCUCAGGGCAGGACGCUGGUGGUAAAGGUCGUUCUUCCCAAUUACAGUUCAAUUACUUCCACGGCUGAACAGCCUGUGAACUUUCAACCUUCUAACCUGCCCCCAUACAGGCAGCGCUGGCAGCAUAUGGAGCAGGUGGGUUAAUCACUCUAAUCAUCCCAUUAAGAAACAAAGCAAUUUAACCCAGGCAAGGAACUGAAUGCUUACCCUGCUCUACCUAACCAAGCAGAGGGACAUGAACACAUGUCACAGCCAAUGUGAGUUAAUGGUACUGCAAGAACACGUGCUGAUGUGCAGCCUCGUAUCUCUGCUUGGGUCCUGCCUUGACACCCUUAGUUGUACCAGUAUGAUGGGGCAACUGGACUGGGCCCACUCAAAAAUGAAAUUCAGUCUGCACUCAACACAGAGAGAAGGUGAGUCUAAAGCCUGGAGCUGCCCAGACCUCAGGAUCAUAUCCCACAUGAUCCUUCCACAUUUAAAGCACUGAUUUCCUUUGAAAGAGGAUUAUCUAGAGCAGUAGAGUUAACAAACCAGUAACUUUGAUAUAAUUCAAAUCUGGAUGAAAAUUGGAGCAUGGUUGACCUUCAGAGAAUAAGAAUUCACAUCGGGCCUCAUUAACAGGGCACUGUAUGAGCUGACACUCACCUUUUCACAAGGAUGGUUGGUGCCUCUCAAAUUUUGGGGUUCCUGGGGACCCGCCCUGGUCUGGGACAGUGCACAGACCUCAUGCUGGUUUUUCAGAAUUGCACCCACUGGUUUUCAGCUCCCUGCUGUAAGAAACAUAGGGCAACAUUACACACAAGCUUGGACCGUGCUUCUCCCCCCAGUGCUUUACAUAGGCUCGCAGGACUGCUCUAUGCUGGAAUCACAGCACUGAAACCUUUUCCUCAUCCUCAGCUUAGUGCUAAUCCCCUCCCUCCCUCCUGGAUAAAACAGGUACAGCAGCCCAGAGGCACGCAAGCGAAAAACUCUCCAACCUUUCCUUUCCAUGCCUUUCCAACCCUGUCCAGUGCAAUGCCAUACAAAAACUGCCAUGUAAUAUAGGAACAGCAGAAAAACAAACCAAAGGCAGCUCCCACAGAGCUGCUCUUGCCCUUGCACGUUGCAGUUCUCAGGAAAACAAGAGCAGGAGGGAGCAGAGGAGCAUUCUUUGGUGAUUAGCCUCUGUGUGACUUAUUAACUGGCUCACAAGGGAUUGAGGAAAUGGUGUGAAAUUUGAGUGGUUCUGCAAAUUAGCUUUUAACAAGCAUUUAAAUAAGAUGAAUUGGAACACGCACCCAACUCCCAUCCAACUUCUCUUCUUAAAACUCAAUACGGAUGCUAACCUUGGAUGGAUUAAAAAAAAAAAAAAAGAUGAUAACAAUAAUUGGGCAUCCCUGGCAUGCACAGGGAUGUCACCUUAAGUUAAUAAAAAAGGAAUGGAACCAAGGAAAUUCCCUUGCCCUCCCCCAGGCUGAUUUAUGCUUAGGAAAGCGUCCGCUCAGCCUUAUCUAGGCAAGAACAGUGAGUCAUGGGAGUCAGGAGCAACCCAGCGAAAUCCCCUCGGCCUCAAUAUCUUCCCCUCCCUCCCCAUCUCCCACCAACGUUCAGUUUGCUUAGCUCAGUUCCACAGCAGAGCGAUUCCAUGGGCAGCACUGAUGCUCACUGCAGUAGAAGAGCUAAGACCCGGCCUGCCCUAGGCUGAACUCCAUCUAGGGGUUUAAUAUCGAUGAGAGCACAGCUGUGGGGUGCAGCUGAACCACUUCUGCAUCCCUGCUGGGUGACGGAGCUGCAGGACACGGGGAUGGUGAGCGCCUCACAGCAACGUGGAUGCGGAGGAUGCAGCCGGCGCCCGCGCUCUGCAAUGGCCUCUGUGCCACCCAAGAGGAAGAGGAAGACCAGAGCCAAGCGACAGGGCCGUCACCAACAGCAGGCACCAUCCUUAUCCGCCAACAGAGGUAAGCCCCUUGAAAAUAUUUCUCCUACCUCUGAAGUGAAGCUUGACAAAGCCAGGCCUCAUGAGAACAGAACGAAUGGUAAGGCAAACCCUCAAGAAAAGCAGCCAGAAGAACUGAUACGACAAGUUCCAAUGGCAUCAGGACCAUAUUUUUAUGUCAGUGGAUCUAAUGGAGCAGGACUUGUGAGCAUCUAUUGCCAGAGCAGAGGCUGGCAGCGUAUCUAUGACAACAGAAGACAGGAUUACGCACUGAAAUGGUGUGAGAUCAAGUGCCGAGAGACCUAUUACCAUUUCAAAGAAGGAGAGCAGCUGCUCUACCAGAUUCCCAACAACAGUGUCCUCACCAGCAAGACUGGGCUUUUGUCCUGCCUGCGAGAGCAAGAGCGAGUGAUGAAGAAGAUCAACAGGAGCUCUAAUCCCAGGUUACUGAAGAUGAAAGAAUUCUUUCCAGAAUCUUUUCGCCUGGACUUAAAAGAAGAGAGAAAUGCCUUUUUUGAGCUUUGCAAAGAAGAGGAGAUUUGGAUCUGCAAACCGAGUUGCUCUAACCAAGGGCGAGGAAUAUUCCUGCUGAAAAAUCCCGAUGCUGUCACCACCCUGCAAGCCAAGCUCUGCAGCUCUGAGAGAGACCUACCCAGUAAGAGGGUGCCCUGUGGGGCUCCCCAGACAAGAAUAGUGCAAAGGUACAUUGACCAACCUCUGCUCCUGGAAGGGAAGAAGUUUGACGUCCGUUCCUACCUCCUCAUUGCCUGCACAGCACCGUAUGUGUUGUUUUUUGCCCAGGGCUACGUCCGGCUGACCUGUAGCAAUUACGAUGCCACAUCUGAUGAUCUGACUGUCCAUCUCACCAACCAGUACGUGCAGAAGAAGAACUCCCUCUAUGGCCAGCUGAAGGAUGAGACAGUUUGGCAGAUGGAGCAUUUCAACAGCUACGUUAAUGAGAAGUUUGGGAAAACCAAUGGCCUCCCACAGGACUGGGUUUUCACUGUGUUUACUAAAAGGAUGCAGCAAAUCAUGUUGCAGUGCUUCCUGGCAGCCAAGCACAAACUGGAUCGUAAACUGGGCUACUUUGAUCUCAUUGGCUGUGACUUUUUGAUUGACGAAAACUUUAAGGUCUGGCUUCUGGAGAUGAAUGCAAACCCUGCAUUGCACACCAACUGCAAAGUCUUGAGAGACAUCAUCCCCAGCAUCAUUACCGAGAGUCUCGAUCUGGUUCUCGAGAUCUUCACCAAGUGCCUCAAGGGACAGAAGGUGCUGCCUUUGAAGACACUCUGCCACUUUGUGCUUCUCUACAAUGAGGAUGCUGCAGACCUGGGCCAGAAGCAACCUCUGAAGCUCAGCACCAGGUCGUUCACAGGAAGGUACCUGAGGCCACACACAGACAGCACCAGGCACUUCAGGUACAGCCCUGCCAAAACUGCAGGCCUCCCCAGCAGCUCAGCUGCUUCAGAAGAAAGAGUGCUUUGCUGCCUACAAAGGGCUGUCGGCGAGCUGUCCUAA